Episyrphus balteatus (marmalade hoverfly) is the source of this 1298-nucleotide messenger RNA. RefSeq lists its product as uncharacterized. The coding region runs from base 231 to 758 and encodes 175 amino acids. The record is from RefSeq and is a predicted model, not a curated record. The transcript has 4 exons. Lineage: Eukaryota; Metazoa; Arthropoda; Insecta; Diptera; Syrphidae.
GCGGGAAAUAGUAUUUUGACAUCUAGGUUUUGUGACUUUUGCUUGUCAAAAAAAAAAAAAACAAUUUAAUUGUUUACAGAAAUUUUUCAAGAAAUUUUAUGUUUCCCAAGAAUAAAAAGAUCAGAAAACAAUUUUUAAAAAAUGGACGAACUCCUUGAAAAAGCAAUCGAUUGCUCUAAAACUGCUCCUUGCAGAAAAUAAAUUCAAUAAAUUAUUCCCUCCGCAGACCCAUGGUGCAGAAUGCGAAGAGUGCUACAAAAUGGUUUUCUACACAUCAUGCCCUCGCCAGCAAUCAGGGUGGUAAUGUGUUUCAUGGAACAACGACGCUGACUAAAACUGACGCUGACCCACUCGUACCAGGAUUGAUUGAAUUAACUUAUUAUUCAAAUACUCUAACGCCGAGUUUUGCCUUUGAAUUGAUUGUAUUGACAUCCCUCAUUACUCUAUUCAGGGACAAACCAAAUGACGCUGGAAUCUCUCGUAAGCAUUUGCUCAAAGCUAGCCUUGAAAACUGUGGAGUAUAUCGCUACGAAUUUAUUCUCAACAUAUUCACGCAGGUGUUGGACCAACUUCUUGAGUCGACAAUCAAUGAGUUGUUAAACAGAGAACUUAUAAAGGGAAUCGAUACGAAGGAAAUGACAGAGAGUGAUGUCCAAACGUCCAAAGUAAGACAAUUUCGAGCCAUUAAACAAUCAAGUCGAAAAGCCGGAACUUUUCAUCAAUCCAAACACUCUUCGAGAACAAAAAUAUGUUUGUGACAUUUUGGCUCAAUUCGAGUACUAUGCUGUCCCACAAUCAUUGCCCCUAACGCCAAAACGGGGGGAAAUAGACCCCCCUCCCAUAGUCAACAAUGAUUUUAAAUGCAAUAUAACAAAAUUUUGCUCGGCUUACGGGAUAUAUUGAAAAAACCAAAAAAGGUGCUUUUGCACCCCUAUCUUCAAUUUCCACCCUCUCAUUAAAUAGCACUCCGCGGUUUCAUCUUCUCUAUAUAACGAUUCCUGCAACAAAAACCCGUGAACGUCUUAGUUCCUUAUUUCCAUAUUUUUUUUCGACAUAAUCAAUAGCCUAUAAAAUCAACAAAAAACAGAGAGAAAAAAGAAGCUAAACUUUAUUUAAUAGAGUUGGUGAAGAAAAAGAAACAAAAUCAAAAUAAAUACUAUGAACUUACGAUAGUAGAAAAAUUAUACAUAAAACUAUGCUAUGGGGAUAAGUUGAAGCAUAUUCAUAUUCUGUUAAUUGAGAACAAUAAUCCUAAAUGCUCCAUUAAUGCAAAUAAAAACAUAAAUAUACCUAUUUUA